GGAACCAUAAGGCUGGCCAAUCGUGAUACACUCAAUCAACUUGACAUUGACUUCUCCGCAAUUCUGCCCACGCUCUACUCCGCCGACAACAUUCAUAUGCCCGCCAUGUAACAAUACUCAGUUUCUCUAUCACUUGCUCUUCUCUGUCUCUGUCCAAGCUCUCGGCGCCGCUGAACACUAUGGGUUCUAUCGGUCCUCCCGCGAACCUUCCGCAGUUUUUGAUCAUCGGGGCUGGAUCUCGAGGACAUGCAUAUGCCCGCGCAGUCGAAGCCUCCACAUCCGGACGUGUUGCAGCUGUCGCUGACAUUGAUCCUUUCAAACGGCAAGAGUUCGGCAAGAGGUAUAUAUGGGGAAGGGAAGGCACUCCUGCAGAGCACGAGUGUUUCAACGGGUGGGAAGAGUGGGUGAAUUGGGAGUCACAACGGAGACAGAAUGUCGACAAGGCAGGAGGCUCUGAGCCUGGAUACAUUCCCAUAACGGGCAUCUUCAUCUGCACAUUGGACGAGACACACGCCCCGAUCAUCAGAGCCAUUGCCCCUCUCAACCUUCACAUCCUGUGCGAGAAGCCUCUGGCGUUGUUCUUGUCAGACUGUGUGUCCAUCUCCUCAUCCUUGUCGCAAUACCCGCGAAAGGUGUUCUCUAUCGGCCACGUUCUACGAUACUCACCGCAUAACAUCCUCUUGCGCAAGCUCUUGACGUCGGACCAAAUCAUUGGGGAAGUUGUUUCAAUUGAGCACACAGAGCCCAUUGGAUGGUGGCACUUCUCCCAUUCCUACGUGCGCGGAAACUGGCGGAGGUCAACACCAGAAGGCGUUGGCUCUUUGCUAACGAAGUCAUGUCAUGAUAUUGAUUUCCUACUGUGGCUUCUGUGUUCACCAAGUCCCUUGAAUGGGGACAGACCCCAUCUUCCAUCAACUGUUUCAAGCACUGGAGCCAUAACACACUUUCGACGAGCAAGGAAACCCAAGGCCGCAGGUACGGCGACGAACUGCCUAUCUUGCUCCGCGGAGCCAGUUUGCAAUUACUCGGCAAAGAAGAUCUACCGUGACUGCUGGCUCCGCAAGGAGAAGGACACUGGCUGGCCACUCAAGAUCGUUGUUCCAGAGAUUGAAGAUAUUGUAGCAGGACAAGGAUGGGACGCGGCGGAGAAGAGGUUGAUGGAUAAACUUUCCGAAGACUACGACAGGCGAACUACUCCUGAUGAUGAAGUAGCGAGCAGGGGCUGGUAUGGCCGCUGUGUCUUCGAUUCAGACAACGAUGUCGUAGAUGAUCAAACAGUCACGAUGGAGUGGGAUGACGAGCCUCUUCCCAGUCAGGAAAUUGGUCGUGGACCCAAAAGAGCCCUGUUCCACAUGACAUACCCUACUCAAGCACAAUGUGAGCGGCGGGGCUGGAUAUAUGGUACUGAGGGAGAGAUACAUUACGACUCUCACACGAUCAGUGUGCAUACCUUUGCCACGGGCAAAACAAUCGCCCACGACAUCCCCAAGCAAGCACCCGAAGUCGAAAAAAGCCAUGGUGGUGGCGAUUGGGGUCUUGCAGGUGCCUUCGUCCAAGCCGUGCAAAGCGUCGACGAAGGGACCAUGGACGUUGCGGAAGCGCAGAGGCAAUUUGUGGGAGACGACUUGGAAGAGAUCAUAUUGAGCCAUGCCGUUGUCUUCGCCGCUGAAGAAGCUAGACGCGAGAAGAAGGUUGUCCAUUGGGCAGACUGGUGGGUCAGGAAUGGAACAGCCACUGCCUGAAGUGGUUUCCCUUGUACUGGAGAGCCCUCAUCAUAAUGACGAACGCUUACGAUUGCACGAUUAACGACGAAUAUCUGGAAAUGCAGCGAUUGUUUUGGCCUAUACAGCGGUUUCCGCACAAUAAUUAUUCUAGAAGAAUGAAAUGUCUGAACACACCCAGCCUGGAGGGCCGGCUCAAUUUGCUUCAACUGGACCUAGAUGGCAUACCCGAUAUGUUGCUGGGACCGCAGAUGGCACAUUCCAAUGCAGUUCUGGUUUCCCUUUUGAGUCAUGUCCACAAUGGCAUGUGCGAACGUCCAAAGCCUUAUACCCAACGAGCCUGUUCUCAGUGGCUGCUGAUGAUCUUUUCCAAACUGCGGGUGUGGGCGACAGCAGACAUCACUGUCAUCACUCACCUAGGAACAAUUCCUCCAAGACAUCAGCCAACAUGAUAUCUAGCCGAAUAGCCGCUUGGUACUUGGU
Molecule: messenger RNA, 2204 nt
Organism: Exophiala viscosa
Lineage: Eukaryota; Fungi; Ascomycota; Eurotiomycetes; Chaetothyriales; Herpotrichiellaceae
Product: NAD binding Rossmann fold oxidoreductase
Exons: 1
Coding region: 180-1742 (520 amino acids)
Molecular function (GO): nucleotide binding
Source: RefSeq, a predicted model, not a curated record